AUGCUGAGCCACCUUCUUGCCUCUACCGUCACCUCGCUCGCCGACACCACACAAGAUACGCCGCCAACAAGAAGAUCACAAUGUCCAAGUGAGUGUGCAAAACCGUUCAUCGUUGAUCUUCGAAUCCUUCUUGCUUCCCGGGUGUCGAAGCAGCCACUAACUCCGUUGUUCAAUUCUUCUCUUUGCGGUGCCAUCAGACAUCAUCCGGAUCUUAUCCUCUGCCGCAAGCUCCCAGGCAUCGCCAUCGGCAGGCUUUGCGAGAAGGACGAUGGCAAAUGUCCCAUUUGCGAUUCAUACGUCCGCCCCGCAACAUUGGUGCGCAUCUGCGAAGAGUGCAACUUCGGCUCCUCCGGCGGCAAAUGCAUCAUCUGUGGAGGGCAGGGCGUAUCAGACGCAUACUACUGCGCCGAAUGCACACGGCUCGAAAAGGAUCGUGACGGCUGUCCCAAGGUGGUGAAUCUCGGCGCAAGCCGAACCGACCUGGCCUACCUACGCAAAGCACGCAACCAACAGCAACAGUAA
Molecule: messenger RNA, 522 nt
Organism: Pseudozyma hubeiensis SY62
Lineage: Eukaryota; Fungi; Basidiomycota; Ustilaginomycetes; Ustilaginales; Ustilaginaceae
Exons: 2
Coding region: 1-522 (173 amino acids)
Biological process (GO): mRNA splicing, via spliceosome
Cellular component (GO): catalytic step 2 spliceosome; U2 snRNP; precatalytic spliceosome
Source: RefSeq, a predicted model, not a curated record